This is a messenger RNA of Paralichthys olivaceus (Japanese flounder), 3706 nucleotides long. It is a transcript of the gene rab3ab, whose product is annotated as RAB3A, member RAS oncogene family, b. NCBI's taxonomy places the organism in Eukaryota, Metazoa, Chordata, Actinopteri, Pleuronectiformes, Paralichthyidae. The record is from RefSeq and is a predicted model, not a curated record. Gene Ontology annotation, molecular function: GTP binding; myosin V binding; GTPase activity. Gene Ontology annotation, cellular component: synaptic vesicle; plasma membrane; synaptic vesicle membrane. Gene Ontology annotation, biological process: axonogenesis; regulation of exocytosis; protein secretion.
AUUAAAGCCUUUCUUACUUGACUGUGGUGGUGUUUGUGCGGGUGCUGGACGCGGUGGAUAGCAGCCAGAUAGAAAUCUAUAAAGAUGGCCUCGGCAACAGCAACCUACGGGCAGAAGGAGUCUUCGGACCAAAACUUCGACUAUAUGUUCAAGAUCCUCAUCAUCGGAAACAGCAGCGUGGGCAAAACCUCCUUCUUGUUCCGCUACGCCGAUGAUUCCUUCACACCAGCCUUUGUCAGCACCGUGGGCAUCGACUUCAAGGUGAAGACCAUCUACAGGAACGACAAGAGGAUCAAAUUACAGAUCUGGGACACAGCGGGUCAGGAACGUUACCGCACCAUCACCACCGCUUACUACCGAGGAGCCAUGGGCUUCAUCCUCAUGUACGACAUCACCAACGAGGAAUCCUUCAACGCCGUCCAGGACUGGUCCACUCAGAUUAAGACGUACUCGUGGGACAACGCCCAGGUGUUGCUGGUCGGAAACAAGUGUGACAUGGAGGACGAACGAGUGGUGAGCGGAGAUAGAGGCCGGCAGCUGUCGGAACACCUCGGUUUUGAGUUCUUCGAGGCCAGUGCCAAGGACAACAUCAAUGUGAAGCAGACCUUCGAGCGCCUGGUCGACAUCAUCUGUGAAAAGAUGUCUGAGAGCCUGGACGCAGGAGAUCCCGCUGUCACAGGGGCCAAACAGGGGCCCCAGCUGACAGAGCAGCCCGCUCCACCUCACCAGGACUGUGCAUGUUAAAGCUGACUACUCCCUACUCCCUCCCUGCUCCUUCUUCUACUUCUCCCUCAGCUGGAUCCCAGGCCCCGGGUCUAUUCUCCAUCACCCUUUUCACUUACUUUCCUGCUUCUGUCUGUAUCUCAGUAAGGAUCAUUGGCUCAUAGUCACAAGAGUCAGGUUGAAAAAUGUCUGAAAUGCUCUGAGAGUUUUGUGGACCAGUGCUUAAGCUGUGUUUGCUUCUGGUUCCUCCGCAUACAGGAGCCUAAAUGUGUUGGGGUUUUUGAUCAAUGCUGUGUCUGAUGCUAAAGCAAGUUCAGUUAAACCAAAGUGUUUCAGACUCUUUACAAUCUGUGUUCUUUCAGUUUCCAGACCUGUUUUCCGUUGUCUCCCUGCUCCUCAGUGUGGUUUAUCAAGAAGGAUUUGACGGCGUCCGUCCUCAGAGUGCCAUUUAAAUCCUUCCCAUGUUUACAGUGCUUCGUUUCAUGUUUUGAGAAGAUGUCAGCCUUGGGGACCAAUAAGGUCACAGUUGAGUUAUUUAUAUGCGAGAGGGAGGAUUCAGUUGAAAGCUGCUCCAUACCGAUGUGUUAUAUUUCUUAUAUGAUUCUGGAUGCAUCGGGAAUCAUAUAAACAUGGAUCUGCGUUACUUUUUUCCUCGCCUCGUAUCUAAACAUGGAUGCUGCAGGUUUCAGGAAGACUUGUGUUUUGUUCCAUCUGGCCUUUUAUUUUUUAUUUUUUUUACAUUUCUUCAGCAAACAUUUUUUGUAUUCUGAUGCCCCAGUUAUUAUUUUCAUACAUUUAACACUCAGUCGGGGAAAAUAUGAACAGGAUAUAGUAAAAAUAGUAAAACAUGAAGACACAUUUUAUUUAAUUAUAUUUAUUUCAAAUGUACAUAUUAAUGUUGUGCAAUAUAUAUAUAUAAAUAUAUAAUAUCUACAGGUAUGCAUUUCUGAAAAUGAAUUUUAAAAGGAAUGAACUUCAAUGAGGAUAGUAUCAAAUAUAAAAAAGGUAUAUGUUGUAGGGUUUGUUUGAAAGAUGUGUGUGGAUUGCGUCCUUUCCCCGUUGGUUUGAUCUCAUGCUGCUCACCAGGGAUGUUGCAAGUCAGAAUUUCAAACUUCCUUCUGAGAAAAAAGCCAUUGAGCGGCACUUUGAGUGUGAAUUACAAGUCACAAAUUUACCAAAAUGUUUAUCAUCCUCCAAAUCCACUUUAGUGUGAUUUUCAGCCCUGCUGCUGAGGAAGUGUAACAUCUUACCAUGUAAUUAAUGAUGGCAGUUUCUUUCUAAAUGAAUCAGAACCAGAAUCAUUUUUAUGAACAACUGCAGUUAACUUGUCUCGCUGAUGUUGAGACGUCAAGACCUCGGAGAGCAAAGAUUAAACUGACCGCACCGGAGAGGAUGGUUAGAUUCAAGACAAGGAAAAGAAUCUUACUGUAGCAUAAAUUACAUCUAUCAGUCUAGAUCCAAAACGACAGGCAGGAUUUCACAUAUCCGGCAUCUGUUUGGAUUUUGAAUCUUAAUUUGCACUGAAUGGAUUCAGGCCUGUUGUACGUUUGCUGUUCAGGUAUCGCUCAUGUUCACUUACAUGUUUUUGAGGGCCACUAAGAGACAUCAUAUUAUCUCAUGGACAUAAGAGAAAUUUGUCAAACUGCAAACACACUCUAAAUGAUAGUAAGACGUCUUCAGGAUCAGUAUUACAGAGCAGCUUGAUUAGAUACUGGCGGCCUCUUGUGUGGACCUGCGUUUACUUGUCUGUGUGUAAUGUUAUCUCCAGGUGAAUGAUGGACGCCACUGUUUAAAGUCAAGCAAGCAUCAAACAGCUGGAGGCUGCAUGUUCACAGACCAGACAGCUGCUGAGUUUCUACCACUUUGUUUUGAAUCAUCACAGAAUAUCCUUUUCGGAGGUUGUCUUGAGUCGACACUCUGGACGCAGAUUACCCUUCCUACCCUCAGAAACUGACUGAAUUUGCACACUUGUUUUAAUACAGUUCCCAACAGUUCAAACUGGAUUCCCACGUAUUCCAGUGUAUCACUUUCACCCUAGAUCACUGUCGAAGCAGCUCAUCGUUGUUGCAGUAGAAUACCAGAAUUAGAUGCGGGAUCCGGGUUUAAUAGUUUAAAUUGUAAUAAAACAAUAAAAGUCCUGUUUGGUGGACAUAAAUAAACUCUGGUUAUUAAACUCAUUGUUUACAAUGACAAUGAUGAUAAAGAUUGCAUUACUACCAAAUGAUACUCUGGAAGUCAUAAUUAUGGUAAAGCUUAAAUCUGAAUCGGAAAAGUCGAAUUGAUGUGAGGUUUAAUUGUCAUGUGUAGCAUAAUAAACCUGGAAGGAUAUUAAAGUGUGAGAAAUGAGGCCCCACACAUAUUAGUGAUUCUAUUGUCAUAUAGGAAGUGAUGAAAUUGAUGUAAAUUAUCACAACAAACCUAGGAAAUAAUUUUUCAGAUUUUAUUUUUUCCCCCCUGCUUAUAUUUUUCUUCUUACUGGUUGUGACUGUUUCUUUCCCAGUAAAAUCUAAACUUUUAAAACCGUUCUCCUAUGUAAUAUGUCUUCCUCUCUAUAUAAACCAGAUCUGUAAAUAUUGUACCUUUGAGUCAUAUGUGUGGAUUGUGUUGUAUCAACUCAGGCUUGCAACAUCAACGAAAAAAGGAGAGAAAAAAAGUCAGUAAAAACCUUGAAGCCCCCAAAAGAGCCAUGUUGUACUGUAUCUGCAUUCAUUUCUAUAGACCUGCUUGUGAAUGGAUGUGUCACUCAGUUAUGAAGCAAUACACACACUCUACAGUGUCUGCACUAAAAGAAAUGCCACCCAGCUUGGUAGAGGUUGCCGACAUUAGAUCUUCUACUAGCACGCAGAAACAUAGAACUUUAUUUGGUCUGGUAUCACUGCCUCUUCAAAUCCUCCUCGGUUUGGGCCGUUAAGAUGAGAGAAUAUGCUGUGGAUGUUUUUAUCUGUACUUUGUGGUAAAACAAUAAAAAAAAAGUUGCUAACAA